AUGACGUUGCGGUCUCUAAGGUUUUUGAGUUUGUUGAGUGUCGUGAUGGCGGGACCGGCCACCGAGAGCUUUAAGGAUCAGUUCUGCACGGACCCCCGGACUAUGAAGAAGCAUGCGGCUUACACGGAGUGGGCGGACGCUUACUCGUGCUCGAGACACCGCUGCCAGCCUGGCGGCCGCAAUCUGGCCAUCUACUCUGUAGGCUGCAAGCGCGUGGAGGCCCCCGAGUCAGCGAUAGAGUGCGAGGAGGUCGUGGAGGACACCAACAUGCAGUUCCCGUACUGUUGCACACGGCUGAGAUGUCUGGUGGUGGUGCGAGGCGAGGUUUGGACCAGAGUGCUUGGUCAGCCGUGGGAGACACUACCGGCGGCGCCCUGGAGCCACAUGUACAAAAUGAAGAAGCCGCCUCCUACUGACGAGCACUUUUCACCGAAAAACGUCGCAGCGGGCCCCGUGUACGAGAUGCAGUCGGAGGCGGAGGACAAGCCGCGCGAGAAGACGCUGAGGACGUCGAAGAGAGCGACGAGCGCGCCCGACUGCGAGCCCGUGUCACGAGCCGCGCCCGCGCCUGACAUCGUGAUAGCGUUGUCUACGGGAAACGAUGAGAAAGAUUCACUGAAUCCACAAAAAAAUGAAAAUACAAGACACAAGCACGUCAGAAAGCCCACGUCGAGGUCCGACGUGGCGGACGAGAACCGCGAACACAAUGAGGUUGAUUUUGAAGAGACCCCCCUGAAUGUCAAGGUAGCGGAGGUUUCGGAGGAAAAAAUGUACGACACUGCAUCCGUUACACAAAAUGUACUUCCAAAAGCAACUUGGACAGACAUUCCUCAAAAUCUGUGGAACGAACACGAUCCUGCGAUGGACGUUGACAAUUCAAGGAGUCACGACGAAAAGAAAGACAAGCCGACGGGUCUGCAGGCGCUUGUGGACGCGAUCGGUAACAGAAUGAGGGACAUUGAGAAUGUGGUCCAGAGGAUGAGCGAGAAAGUUCACAACAAGGGAAAUGAAAACGAGUUGACCAGUUUAGAGAGACGUUCGGACAGUGAAACGUCGAAACAAGGCCAUAAAACUGUACAGGACGAAUUAGAGAAACCAAAAAAAUCAAACCCGGACAAUGGGCACUACAAGAGGUUCUCAGUGAAGAACCGCGGCAGCAAGUACCUGCGCGGAAGUGACGUCACGAGCGAGCCACUCUUCGUGGAAGACUCCAACAUGAACAUGAACGGCUACUUCAGCGACGCCAGUAACAGCGUCAGGAGAGCGAACAAACCCAAGGAACCAGCACCAACAUACAUGGCUCCUGUAGAAAACCGACGCAAGUCACAUGUGCCCGACUCGUCGGCUGAGGGCGAGAAGAAACACAAGAAACACGGACAUAAGAAGAAGCGAAAGAACAAGGGCCACAAGAAACACCACGGCAAAGACGAUAAGAGAAAACGGUUCAACAAGUUAUCUUCUGGAGAGCUGGACAAAAAUAUCGUUUCUUUGGAAGACAGCAGCAAUUUAUAA
Molecule: messenger RNA, 1512 nt
Organism: Melitaea cinxia (Glanville fritillary)
Lineage: Eukaryota; Metazoa; Arthropoda; Insecta; Lepidoptera; Nymphalidae
Exons: 14
Coding region: 1-1512 (503 amino acids)
Source: RefSeq, a predicted model, not a curated record